AAUGCUUCCAGACGAAUGUGAAGAUAAGUGGCAACUGCACGGUGCGGUCGAUGCCUGCUUUGCAUACCAAUUACAUGUACAUGCUGCGGCUAACUUUUUCGGAUCAAUUGUCGAAACCCAGCAGUUUUCCCUGAAAACAAAUAAAGAUUCGCGGCUUUUCAGUAUUACGGAAAUCGCCCGUAAUGAUGUCCAAGCUCAGUUUCCACCUCCUCCAUGUUCUGCUGGCGUUGUGGCUACCAUGGACUAUCUCUAUCAUCGCCGCCCAAAGUGCAUCGCCCAAGCUUAUGUGGUGUGCAAGUCCGCUCACUCCGGCGGUGCUAGAAUCGCCCAUUGACAAGUGGGUUGACGUCCCAGACACGAGCGUCACUGUAGAGCUGCAGAACGAGGCUGUAGUGAUGAUGUCGUACGACGUGUCGGUCUCCCACGUCACGGAUAUAAAGUCUGAAGGUGUCCAGGUAGCAGAACUGAGCGAACUGUCCUUCCGAGUAGCAGUAGACGGUACUCCGUACCGCCAAUCAGCGACGACAGUCGACGACCGAGAGCCGUUAAUCGUAGUAGCAAGUGGGUUCUUGGUGCUCGAAAUUCCACAAGGUCAUCAUAGCGUCAAGCUGCAAUGGCGGAAGCGAGGCACACGUGUGCUCAAAUGGGCAGUGACAAGUGACAUCCUGGACGGGUUUGCAGGCGGACGAAGUCUCACCGUGUCGGCGCAACAUCGUUUUAUCUGGUACAAACAGCCGACCACCACGGUCUCUCUUCUGUCUGUAAAUAAGUGGGAAGCUGUGUCCGGUAUGUCGGUGAAUUUUCGUCUGUCGGAACCAGCCACGAUUCGGUUCUUCUAUCAGUUGCCUGUCCGCCCCGAACUAGUGCAGUACUCUCGUGAUACGGCAGCAUACGAUGAAAUUGAGACGUCUCUCGAGAUAAAUGGGCUCCGAUAUCGAGAAACAGGGUCGUACGGGAUUGUAGAGGGGUCCAGGAAGUCGACAGUGCUUCUUCAAGGUAGUAUUAUCAUGGACUUGUUGCCAGGGGAGUACAGUGCUGUGCUGUACUGGAAGGCGCUGCUAGGCUCCAGUCGUCCAUGGUAUUCGUCUCCUAAUGCCUUGGACGGGUUUGCUAUGGGGCGGAUCCUGGCAGCGGUAGGGGAAUGGAGUAUGGACUCAAUGUCCGUUUACAAUUUACAGCAAUUUAAGCCGACGUCAGUGGGGAAAUGGUCGGACGUAGGCGACUCUGUGCUUCAGUUUACGCUGCCAAAAGCGACUCAAGUCUCGUUGAGCUACAAUUUACCCCUUUCACAGAGUGAUAACCCGCAGUUUAGCAGUUGGACUGAAGACUCGUGGGAUCGCAUCCAAACUCGUGUAAACUCGUGGAACAAUGAUCCAAAGAUUUUCGCGCCUACAGUCGUACUCGGAGAGGAAGACACGACUGUGGAAAUUGACGGCAUUUCUAUAAGCGAUACUGAUAGCGAAAUGGCGCUCGACUACGAGGUUACUGUCACAAUAUCUGUAAGAAAUGGCGUGCUAUCGCUGGAUCCCACACCGGGAAUCACGUUCGCUUCAGGUAACGGAGAUCGCAACCAGUAUUUGCUAUUCAGCGGAGCACUCAGUAGCGUCAACGCGUAUUUAGCUCGUGUGUGGUAUCGAAGCUAUUUGAACUGGUACGGUGACGAUGAGCUCCGUAUCAAAGUUGUGGAUCAAGGUGUGACCGGUUUCACUGCUGCGAGUACAGAUGAAACUUCUAUCGUGAUACACAUAGCGUCCGUCAACGACCCACCACAGCUCACUGUUCCAAGUACCCAGUUCUUGCUUGAAGACCAGCAAAUCAGCAUAUUUGGCGUCAGGGUUCAUGAUGUAGAUCCUGGCUUUGAUCACAGCAACUCGACAUUUGAGAUGCAACUAUUUGUACUGAGUGGUGUGGUUUCUCUCGGUUCUACCAGUGGCGUAGCGUUUAUUGAGGGGGAUGGGAAAGGAGACCAGCUUUUUUGCUUUCGCGGCGAUCUACGCACAAUUAAUUCGGCUUUAUUUGAGAUUAAGUACCGACCUGACAAAGAUUUCAACUCGAAGCAGCACGUGGAACGUCUAGGAAUACGCGUGCGAGAUUAUAACUACUUGGACGGCACAGUUACAGAUGCGUUUAAGAGCAUUUUGAUUGAAGUCCAGAGCUCUAAUGACCCGACGCUGGUGGUACCAUUGGAGCUAUCUACAAUUACACUUCGUGGAUAUGCGGUCGAGCUUGUAGGGGAAACCACAGGCAACGAGGUGGUAUAUGCGCAAUUACUUUCGAUGACCGCUGUCGGAGAGAUCCAGCUUUCAACGCCAAGUAGUGCGCUUCCUGCCGGCGUAACAAAGCUUCCCGUUGGAGACGAACCAUCCAACUUGAUUAAGCUAAGUGGGCAUGUUUCUGGUGUUAGCGACAUCCUGCAGUCUAUCACAUUCAUGCGAGCCCCUUCAUUUUACGGAGAUGGUCUGAUGAAAAACUCUGGUGUCGAUUUGUGUGCUUUCGGAAAGCGAAUGUCAAGUGCGCGGUACUUGUCAUCAUCAUCAGUCUCUUGCAAGACACCGAAGGUUGAGAAAGGUACAACGGACGUAGAUUUGCGAUUAACCUCCAACGGCCAAGAUUUCUCGCAGCCGCUGCUCUUCAGUUAUCGAGACCCACCGGAGAUUAAUUCCAUCGAUCCCUCGUACGGAAGUUCGAGUGGAGGCGACGUUAUUGCAGUCGCUGGAGCUAACUUCUUUCCCGAUACACAAGCCAACUGUGUGUUCGAUGGGGAUAUUGUCACGGCCGCAUCUUUCAAGUCUUCCAGCUCGAUGUUGUGUCUGUCUCCUGCCGUGCCGAUUCCGACGGAGCCAAUGACCGUAAGUAUUGCAGUUAUCCUUGAUGCGAUGUCGUAUCGAUCUCCUAAAAACUUCAGCAUUUACGAACCUAACUUCACUAUCGUGUCAUUUCACAAGUGGUGCUACAAGUACCGCUGUCCCAGCAACGUUUUCGAACUCCUCCGCUGUACGCUGUCGCGUCCCUGA
Phytophthora infestans T30-4 is the source of this 3014-nucleotide messenger RNA. RefSeq lists its product as uncharacterized. The coding region runs from base 183 to 3014 and encodes 943 amino acids. NCBI's taxonomy places the organism in Eukaryota, Oomycota, Peronosporomycetes, Peronosporales, Peronosporaceae. The transcript is spliced from 7 exons. The record is from RefSeq and is a predicted model, not a curated record.